AUGGCUUCCUCGCGCACUUCGCUGAAGCGCACGCUUCUCCUGUCCACCUUCACAGCCCUCUCGCUGUUCUCCGCAACGGGUCUCGCGCAAGACAAUAGCAGUGGCGGAAGCGCAGCAACCACCGCCCAGACAUCGCAGGCCGCGGCCACCACCCAGAGAUCCUCCGAAACGCCAACUCGUACCACACAGAACCAGGUCUCCAUCACGAACACCGGCAAUGUCGAGACGACCGCAGAGACCUUCUCUGCCCCGAGAAUCACCGGAGGCACCACCGCAGCGUCAGGAGACGAGCUGACCGGCUUUCCCUCCCUCACCAACCAGCCCCUCACGACGACAUAUCCUCCUCCGACUGUCCCGCCUACCAACAAUGCUCCCUUCAUGCACCGGUCGACCGCCCCUCAGGGAACCGUCUUCAUUGCCGUUGGUGCCAUUCUCGGCGCUUUCGGUCUUGGUAUCUUGGUCUGGCGCGGCAUCAUCGCCUGCCUCCUGCAUCGCUCCGUCGCUCGUGCCGCAAACGCCCAGCACAUUGCCAACGACAAGGCCAGCUUCCCCGCUCCUCCCGCCCAGUUUUACAAGUAUACCGAUCAAGAAUCUACUCCGUCUCUGGGUGCGAAUGGCCGCGGUGUUCGUAGGACGCAGCGCGGUCCCAUUCCCUCCGCUACCCCGAGCCAGUCCAAUUUGUUCUUCUCACCUACGGCGGCUGGCGGCGGCGGCGGAGGCAACAACCGCGAUAGUGUUCGCGACUCGCGCUUCCUGCCUUCUGGUUUCUAUGCCGCCGGCACGUCGUCUCCCAGCCACGCUCACGGUCACUCAAUAAGCUUGACGAACCUGCGUCCCGACUCUCGCGGUCAGUACGGUGGCAUGCAGUCCCGGAACACCAUGAGGGAAUCUACGCCCCCCGAGUCACCCUCGUUCGGCGCCAGACGUGACUUGAGCACGAGCUCCGUCAACUUGUCUUCGGCCCCCGCCAACGGUCAAAGAGCACCCAGCGCAUACCUCGAGGACCUGCUCGACGAAAACCCCAAUGCCUUCCCGCCCGCUCACCCGGGAUCUCGGAACGCCAACAACAACUCCCCCGGCGGACGAUUCUAG
This is a messenger RNA of Colletotrichum karsti, 1092 nucleotides long. Its product is annotated as csi2 protein-like protein. The record is from RefSeq and is a predicted model, not a curated record. The transcript has a single exon. Lineage: Eukaryota; Fungi; Ascomycota; Sordariomycetes; Glomerellales; Glomerellaceae. Gene Ontology annotation, cellular component: fungal-type vacuole. The coding region runs from base 1 to 1092 and encodes 363 amino acids.